UGAGUCUGCUUUCUUCCACAUGGUGGAAGACUCGGAAGGCUCGAAGCAUUGUAAUGUCGAAGAAGUGAUGUCUUCAGCCUCUACGUACGUGAAAGGGCUUUCUUUUGAGCUACUGACGAUCCGCGUACUAAGAAGGCACUCGUUUAUUAUCCAACAUUGUGGAAAGUCAGGAGAUCGAGGAAUCGAUUUUAGGGGUCAAUGGAUUCUACCAGACAAUAAACUCUCAGUCAUUGGUCAAUGCAAAAAUCAGGAACCAAAAGCGUCACCCUCUCAAGUACGUGAAUUAGAAGCUAUUGUUAAUGAGUUCUCAUCUGGAUCCCUCAUAACUGGUGUAUUAGUCAGCCAAUCAGGGUUUGUCUAUAAUUAUUUAUAAUUGUAUUUUAAUUUUGUCAGCCAUUUUUCACGACAAAAGUGAGCUUCUUUUAAUAGCUAUCAUUAUAAACACUCUUGCUUAUGUAGCAUCUAUGCAUUGCGAUGUUUAAGAUUUUAA
Messenger RNA from Amphimedon queenslandica, 490 nucleotides. RefSeq lists its product as uncharacterized. The record is from RefSeq and is a predicted model, not a curated record. Bases 20 to 373 code for a protein of 117 amino acids. Gene Ontology annotation, biological process: DNA restriction-modification system. Gene Ontology annotation, cellular component: mitochondrion. Gene Ontology annotation, molecular function: endonuclease activity; DNA binding. The transcript has 2 exons. NCBI's taxonomy places the organism in Eukaryota, Metazoa, Porifera, Demospongiae, Haplosclerida, Niphatidae.